GCCGAGCACCGGCGAAUCAUGGGGGUUAACUCCAAACGGCUGCUUACGGCGCUUACGCGGCUUGGGACGGGGCCAUGAGCGAGACGCGUAGUGGGCGUCUUGUCGUUGGGGUCAAAGCUGAGGGAUUUUCGAAGCGGAAGGGCUCUUUUCCGUGUUGCAAUUGGGGAGUGCGUGCCGGUGUGUUCUUUCUUUCUCUCUCUCUCUCUCUAUUCAUCGCGUGAUUUGGGUCUGGGUUUUAGGGUUGAGGCGACGAUUUUCUUCUUGCCAUUGGUGACGCUGGCUUCACCCGCCUCUUCGAGAUUUGCAGAUUUCUCCUUGCUCGAGGCGUUCUAGCUGGCUGUUGCGGGAAUCAGAGCACAUAUGUCGCCCAGCUAUGGGUUUGAGCUGUCCGUGGGUAGGCAGCCUGCAUAGCAUUGUGCCAAUGCCUAGGGGUGCACUUACAUGCGCACGAAAUCACUCUUCUAUAAGUCCUGCCACUUACAAUCAUGAGCGGCUGAAUGAAUGCAUGCUAGCGUCGUCUUACCAUAGAUCCUCUAUCUGGCGACGAAAUUCCCGAGCAUCAAAUGGUUCUAUGCCAUGGAAACAACUGAAUCCAUAUAACUGUAUCUGGGUUGAGUGUGAUGGGGGCAAAAGUGCCACCUCCCUUUUGAUCAUGUUCAUCGGCUACUCCAAUCAAUAUUGGGAAGCAUACCAUGUCCAUCCUCGCAUUAAGCUCGUCUCGGACGGAAACCUCCCAGGCAGGCUAUUGCUGUCAUCAACCAUGGGGUAUAUCGAAGUUUUAUCGUAUCAAGCUGUCGAACCACGGACGGUUCUGUUCUCCCGAUAGGGAUUCCACUUGGUCUAGGAGAGAAGAUUGAUU
This is a messenger RNA of Colletotrichum navitas, 859 nucleotides long. RefSeq lists its product as uncharacterized. NCBI's taxonomy places the organism in Eukaryota, Fungi, Ascomycota, Sordariomycetes, Glomerellales, Glomerellaceae. The transcript has a single exon. The coding region runs from base 374 to 826 and encodes 150 amino acids. The record is from RefSeq and is a predicted model, not a curated record.